Aegilops tauschii subsp. strangulata is the source of this 375-nucleotide messenger RNA. The record is from RefSeq and is a predicted model, not a curated record. Lineage: Eukaryota; Viridiplantae; Streptophyta; Magnoliopsida; Poales; Poaceae.
AUGACAGCCUGCUCCGGCCUCGCCCGCUCGCCCCGCGACCCACUGCUCACCGCCCGCGGUUGCCUGCAGCUGCUCACCGCGCGUGACGCCCUGCUACUGCCUGCCGCGUCGCUCCCACUCCAGCCUCGUCGUCGCUCGCGUCGCGCGUGUCCGAGCCCACACGGCUGCCCGCUCCUCGCCGCGCCGCUGCAGCCGCACACCCGCCGGCCCUCGCGCCGCUCCCCGCCCCGCUCGCCUGCCUGCGCCUCUGCGGCCGCGCCCUCCGUCGCUGGCCCCUCCCGCGCUGCAGCGCCCGCGCCCCGGCGCCGCCCCGCCGUGGCCUCGCCGCCGCCGGGCACAGCCCCGGCCGGCCGGCCUCGCCUCCCCCCCGCGUGA